Molecule: messenger RNA, 783 nt
Organism: Gavialis gangeticus (Gharial)
Lineage: Eukaryota; Metazoa; Chordata; Crocodylia; Gavialidae
Gene: GPHB5
Product: glycoprotein hormone beta 5
Exons: 2
Coding region: 44-436 (130 amino acids)
Biological process (GO): G protein-coupled receptor signaling pathway; regulation of thyroid hormone receptor signaling pathway
Cellular component (GO): extracellular region; cytoplasm
Molecular function (GO): hormone activity
Source: RefSeq, a predicted model, not a curated record
UCCUCUCACCUCUGUUGGCCUUCUUUCCAUCUCAGUGCACAGCAUGAAGCUCCAUCACGUGGUCCUGGGCUCUGUGCCCCUCCUGAUACUGGCUGGCUGUGUCAGCGCGCUGAAGCCCUCCAACAUUAACCUGCGCACAUUCAUUGGCUGUGCUGUGCGUGAGUUCACCUUCCUGGCUAGGAAGCCCGGUUGUAGGGGGCUGCGUAUCACCACGGAUGCCUGCUGGGGACGCUGUGAGACUUGGGAGAAGCCUAUUCUGGAUCCCCCUUACAUCGAAUCUCACCAUCGAGUCUGCACUUACAAUGAGACAAAGCUGGUGACAGUGAAGCUGCCAAGUUGCGCUCCUGGUGUGGACCCCUUCUACACGUUCCCUAAGGCCAUACGGUGCGACUGUGGUGUCUGCUCUACUGCGACAACCGAAUGCGAGACUUUUUGAACCCUCCUUCCCCAGGUGCACAGCUGCCUUGGCUAUUGCAGGCCAGAUUCUGCCCUGAUGUUACACCCACUUUCACCCCAACAUUGCAGGAGGUGUAAAUCAGCACAGAAUGUGACCACUGAGUCUAACUGCUUCUAAUCACUAACUCUUCAGCACAGUAAAGGCAUACUCUUCUCUUCUCUUCGCAGCCAGUUUAGAGAACUAUUAAUGUAGUAUUGUAAUAAGGAGCCUUAUGACAAUGUCGUGUGGAAAGUUAUGAUGCAGUUUCUUUUACCCAGAGGCAUUUCACAGUAUUUGAACUCACCUCAUGCACAAAGCACACAUUUAAUAAGCAGUCCAAAACACCU